GAAUUAUUCAUUGUGGAGAUCACAAGAUCUUUUUUAUUGUUGUGAGAAAAAUUAUGGGAAUACCAGAAUUUCUUAUUUUUCUAUCAAUUUUCGGUCUUUUGUGGUUUGAAAGAAAGAAGAAGAGCUUCUACAAAAGCCACGGUAUUUCCUAUAUAUCUGGAUGGCCUAUCAUUGGAUGUGUUAAUUCUUUGUCAGGGGACUUCAAUAGUUGGUUAUAUAGUUUGUGCAAAAAGCAUCAAGAAGAUCCCAUUAUUGCUAUAAAUAUUCUGCAAAACAACUUCUUAGUCAUACAGGACGCGGAAUUGAUUAGGAAAAUUCUUGUUGCAGAUUUUCAUUUAUUUUGCGAAAGGACAUUCACACUAAGCUCAGAAAUAGACCCUUUGGUGUCUUUUUCCCUGCCAUUUACCAAGUAUGUCGAUUGGAAAAAACUUCGACGACACAUUGGUCCCGUUUUUGCAUCUAUAAAAUAUAAAAACUAUCUCCCCUUGAUGGAGGAAACAGCUAGAAUUUUAGAAGAAAAAUUAGCAAAGGAAAUUUCACACGAAACCCCGCAAGAGUACGAAAUAGCUGAUAUUUUUGGACGAUACCUCACUGAUUCAUUCUCAUCUUGUCUUUUUGGUGUCAAUACAAGAAGUUUGCAUAAUGAGUAUUCACCUGUGUUGGAAUUCGUCAAGAAAGCAAGUAAUUUCGACACAAAAAGAUCUUUCGGAAUGUUUUUUGCUGCCUUAAUGCCUAAAACUGCCAAAUUUUUCGGCAUCACAAUCACACUUAGAGAUGCAAAUGAAAUGAUGAUAAACUAUGUGAAACGAUUAAUGCAAAAUCGAAGGGAUUGUGGAGAGAUUAGAAAUGAUCUAAUUGAUAUGUUUACCAACGCACAAGAAGAUGAACCGGAUUAUUUUAAUGAAGAAGUUGUCAUGUCGCAGAUUUUAGUUAUAAUUAUUGCUGGAUAUGAAUCUUGUACUUCUUUCUUUAAUUUUGCCCUCUAUGAAUUGGCAAGAAAUGCAGAAAUUCAGCAAAAGCUCAUAAAAGCCAUCGAGGAUCACAUUGAGCUUUAUGGUGAAAUUACUUGUGAGAAUAUUAAUGAUAUUGAAUACCUCGAUGCGGUCAUCAAAGAAACAAUGCGACUUUAUCCACCUCUUGGAAUUAUAGAUCGUUGCUAUAGGCCAAAUAAUUUUGAGCCCUACUCCUUGGAACCAUUCAGCUCAUUGAAAAUCCCACCAAAUACAAAAAUCGUCAUUCCAUCUUUUUCUACCCAAAGAAACCCAAAAAUAUUCCCAAAUCCCGACAAAUUUAAUCCUGAUCGUUUUGGUGAAAAUUCAAAAAUUGAUCCCAACUUCUAUUUUCCCUUCAGCCAGGGACCUAAAGCUUGUCCCGGAGGACGUUUUGCGAUGUACGAAAUAAAAUUAGGUCUCGUGGCAGUUUUUAAAAAUUACACAGUUGAAUUUUGUGAGAAAACUUUUGAAAAAAUGGAGCUUAAAUCCAAAUCUUUGGUUAUAAAAACGAAGAAACCCCUUUGGCUGAAGUUUAAAAAGCUUUAGACAUAAGAAUGGUUGAAGAAAAUAACUAAAUAAUAUUUUAAAGGGUUUGUGGAACAUCAAAGAUUAAUCAUGGAAACAGAAAUAAUAAAGAAUUACGGGAGCUUUAUAAUAAAAGCUUUUAAAGUAGGUAGAUAAAAGGUUUCCCAAUUAAAUAUAAAAGUGAAUGAACCAUGGGAAUACCUUUAUUGUAAUGGAAAUAAAAUGAAAUUCAGCUAAAUAAAUACAGACGUUAACCUAUACCAAAAAA
Lutzomyia longipalpis is the source of this 1785-nucleotide messenger RNA. Its product is annotated as probable cytochrome P450 6w1. The record is from RefSeq and is a predicted model, not a curated record. NCBI's taxonomy places the organism in Eukaryota, Metazoa, Arthropoda, Insecta, Diptera, Psychodidae. Gene Ontology annotation, molecular function: monooxygenase activity; iron ion binding; heme binding. The transcript is spliced from 3 exons. The coding region runs from base 54 to 1538 and encodes 494 amino acids.